ACAUGUCGCGACGUACGCAACGCCCGUAGGACUUUCCGAUAAUGUGCCAGCAGGAAUUAAAGUAUAAAAUACCAUUCACGAAUUUGGUCGAGCAAUUUCUUCCGAGGACAGGAAAGCAAAGUUUAUAUCUAUGGAUCUCACUGCGUUGAAUAGAGUGAGAGACGAGAUCGUGGAGAUCGAUGGAGAACACACAGAGAAAGAGUCUGAUUUGUCAGAGGGAAAAUUGCCCGAAGGUAUCGCGGAGGCAGAUAGGGGUGAGAAGAGAAAAUGUGGAGGUGCAGAGGCUGGACUAAGUGGUGAAGAGUUGGACGGCAAAAAAGACGAAAGUUCCGCUACGAAGAAACUCAAAAUUGCCUCAAUAUCAGAAGGAUUAAGUUACGAGGUGGUGGAGGAAGAGGGGCAAAUAGAGCCAGCCCUAAAGAAACUCCGUGAGCCGGGUGAAGGGCUCCCUCUCUUUGCCGUCGACUUAGAGGGGGAAAAACUCAGCCGGGCAGGGGAGCUCGUUAUCCUGUCUGCUGCAACAGAGAAGCACACUUUCUUGUUCAACAUCAAGAAGUUGGGACCCGGGGUGUUCGACAAAGGCCUUAGGGAUCUUCUUCAGGAUCCAGACCGUCAGAAGUUGAUGUUUGACUGCCGCCAGGACUCAGACUGUCUCUGGCAUCAGUACAGCGUCAAACUGACCAACGUACUGGACUUGCAAGUGAUGGAGGUCGUUCAUCGGGGUGAUCACAUGAAACAGAACGCCGUUGUAGCAAUGCUGGCUUACUCGUCAUCCGGGUACCUCCCAAGGGUCAACGGCUUCAAGAAAUGUCUCCAGAAGUACAACGUCCAAGACCAAGGCAUCCUUCAAGCCAAGGAGCGUGGUAGCCAGGUGAUGAAACGUGAAGGGGUCUGGCUUGAGCAACCUCUGCAGAAGGCUCUUCUAGAAUACUCUGCAGCCGACGUCAUGGGGUUUUACAAACUGUACGAGAAGCUGAAAAGCGCCGUGCGUCUGAACAACCACGCCGUAGUAGAGGCAUCGAAGAACUACCUCGAGUUCUUCCGCUCUCGUGCUGUCCGCACCAACGAUACGUUCGAGAGGAACGGGUUCGUACCUUGGCGUAUUUUUCCAACCACACCGGGCACCGGGCCGAUCACCACGUGCCAGAAAUGCAGACAGGGUUUCCCGAGUUCUGAUUUCAAUCAGAGAGGACAACACAUUUGUCCUGUCUGCGUCAAAGUCACGAAGGAAGUCAACAAGGGGUGGUAUUAAAAAAGAGCUGCGAUCAACGGAAAAGUCUCAACAACGACAAGGAAAAAUAUAAACAGUUUUUCAAAACAAAGGUACCGUUGUUCAACCUAUACAUAAGCAAAUUUUAGUUUGCUUGUUCAAACUGGUCAACUAGCUUUAUAUUAUUAUAAAGUAUAACACAGGAAGUGUUAUAUUUUGUCAUGUCAUAAAUUGAAACCAAGGCCCAAUUUCACAGAGCUGCUUAAGCACAUUAAAGACGAUAUUAAGCGCAACAAAAUAACUGCUUACCACUACUAGAAUAUGGUUACCAUGUCACAUGUACAACCUGUGGCGUGUAUCCUGCUCAUAAUAUCUGCUAAUCAGAAAUUUGUUAAGAAAUAUUUUGUGCUUAAGCAGCUCUAUCAAAUUGGACCCAGGGUUGGUUCAAAUCUAAAUUUCGACCGAAACAAGCUGUUCGUGCUUUGUAUGGGUGCAUUACGGACCAGUGUCAAGUCACACAAGUAAUCUUGAGAAAAAAAAAAUCAAAACGCGACUGUGAGCAUUAUUUUUUGUGUUAAACAGCAUAAAGAUCAAAGGUUUAAUGAUGCUCAGACGUUAAUUAAUUUCAACACAUUGACGAACAAAUUUACAAUCAUGUAUACAAUUUUAUUCCUCACUAUUUGUUUAAAUUAAUACGUUAGUUUUGUGAAACUGAAAGUAGGAUACGGAAAUUAUUUGGAGAUGUUUACACUUUCAAGAAUUAAAUACCCAUGCGGGUAAUAAGUACUCAAAUAAUGACCCUUAAACGAACACGUUGCCUUGAAUCGGUCGAGUUGGUCUUUGAAAAGCGUUUGUAACCGUUUGUUAUAAAAUGC
Asterias rubens (European starfish) is the source of this 2085-nucleotide messenger RNA. Its product is annotated as piRNA biogenesis protein EXD1-like. The record is from RefSeq and is a predicted model, not a curated record. Bases 131 to 1252 code for a protein of 373 amino acids. Gene Ontology annotation, molecular function: nucleic acid binding; 3'-5' exonuclease activity. Gene Ontology annotation, biological process: nucleobase-containing compound metabolic process. The transcript has 5 exons. Lineage: Eukaryota; Metazoa; Echinodermata; Asteroidea; Forcipulatida; Asteriidae.